This is a messenger RNA of Oryza brachyantha (malo sina), 1251 nucleotides long. RefSeq names its product aldo-keto reductase family 4 member C10-like. Gene Ontology annotation, cellular component: cytosol. Gene Ontology annotation, molecular function: aldose reductase (NADPH) activity. The coding region runs from base 72 to 1010 and encodes 312 amino acids. Lineage: Eukaryota; Viridiplantae; Streptophyta; Magnoliopsida; Poales; Poaceae. The record is from RefSeq and is a predicted model, not a curated record. The transcript has 7 exons.
CCGCUCUUGCAGGUGUGCAGGGCAGUGAGAUUGCAUGCGGCUGUGCCUGUACAGCCCUCGAGCAGAACACCAUGGCGCGCUGCUUCGUCCUCAACACCGGCGCCAAGAUCCCGUCGGUUGGGCUCGGGACAUGGCAGUCCGAGCCGGGCGCCGUCGGCGAUGCCGUCUACGCCGCCGUCAAGGCUGGUUAUCGGCACAUCGACUGUGCUCAAGCCUACGCCAACCAAAAGGAGAUUGGGGUCGCUCUGAAGAAAGUGUUCGACGAGGGCAUAAUCAAGCGCGAAGAUUUGUUCAUCACCUCCAAACUCUGGUGCACUAACCACGAUCCAGAGGAUGUCCCGGUUGCGUUGGGCAGCACACUUCAGGAUUUGCAGACUGACUACGUGGAUCUUUACCUUAUCCACUGGCCAAUCAAGAUGAAGAAAGGCGCCCCUUUUGGCGCGGCGGGCAUCGUCCCGUCCGAUAUCCCGGCGACAUGGGCGGCGAUGGAGAGGCUCCACGAGUCCGGCAAGGUUCGCGCCAUCGGCGUCAGCAACUUCUCGACCAAGAAGCUGGAGGACCUGCUCGCCGUCGCACGCGUGCCGCCGGCCGUCAACCAGGUCGAGUGCCACCCCAUGUGGCAGCAGGCCAAGCUCCGCGAGUUUUGCGCCUCCAAGGGAAUCCACCUCUCAGCGUACUCCCCGUUGGGCUCGCCGGGGACAGCGUGGGUGAAAGAAGUCGGCGACGUGCUGGCGCACCCGGCGGUCGUCUCGACGGCGGAGAAGCUGGGCAAGACGCCGGCGCAGGUGGCCGUAAGGUGGGGGAUUCAGAUGGGGCACAGCGUGCUCCCGAAGAGCGCCAACGAGGAGAGGAUCAAGGCGAACCUCGAUGUCUUCGACUGGUCCAUCCCGGAGGACUUGUUCGUCAAGUUCUCUGAAAUCGAGCAGGUGAGGUUGAUCCGUGGAGACUUUUGGACUCACCCGGAGGGCGUCUUCAAAUCCAUCCAGGAGCUUUGGGACGGCGAAAUAUAAAUUUACUAAAAUUUUGGUGUAAAAUUUUGAUACUUCUUGAUAUCGAGAUCGAGAUGGUAUUAGUUAUUAUGAGUACGAGGUAUAUCUCUCGGUACCUAUCUAAUACCAGUAAAAUUGCUUAAUUUAUUCGUGCGGGUGAAGACUGAAGAGCUGGUAGCUGCUAUUAAUGCAAAUAAAGUGAGGAUGUUUGAGGAAAUACUACUGUGAAGCAAUGAAUAAGGUUGCGUUUAUAUUGAGAAAA